Messenger RNA from Entrophospora candida, 650 nucleotides. NCBI's taxonomy places the organism in Eukaryota, Fungi, Glomeromycota, Glomeromycetes, Entrophosporales, Entrophosporaceae. The record is from the annotation of a GenBank genome assembly.
GUUAAUGCGCAUAAUUCUAAUAUACUCAUACCCAAGUCAUACACACCUUGCAAAAGUCUAGAAGAUUCAAAAAAAAGAUCUGACAAAAAUGUAAAAUUUUUUGAUACAGGGGUUUUCAGGUCUGAUUUGCCAGUUAAUUUUAAUCUAGAUCCUAAAACUUUUGAAGAGAUCAUUGAAAAUAUAGAUGGUAUCUUGAAAUUUGCAAUUUUUAACAAAGUAUAUGGAGAGAAUAUAGGAAUGUUUGAUCAAGAAAAAACAGAAAAGUUUAUUAAUCUUAAAACAGUUCAAACAAAUAUUGUACAGGAAUUGAAAAAAUGUACAACAUCUAAAAGGUUGCCCACUAUCUAUCGUAUAAGUGCUUCUCACAUAAAUCAACACAUUAUUCUGAUGCAUGAAACACGUGCUUUUUAUUUAUCUACCAUAUCAGAAUUAAAAGAAAACUACCAUCAUCACAAGAACCAAUUAAAUUAUUGGAAAAUAGAACUAGUUAAAGCAAACCAACAGCAAGAUUUUAUAAAAGUUUUUUAUGUUAUUAGAACAAUUUAUCAUAAUAAUUCAUUACAAUUGGCUUAUAAAACAAUACUAGAUUUAUUUGGUCACUUUGUGAUGCAUAAGGAAUCACGUUGGUAUUUAGAAGAUAUAGCAGAAAA